AUGAGCUCAUCUCGCUUCACAAAACUCCUAGCGAAUUCGUUUAAAUUGGCGACAAGUGAUUUGGCUAAUCAAUACGCGCUUCCGGUCAAAUCAAUGACCGGACUGGUCGUCAGCAAUUUCACUGCGAAAAAAUCCAGAAAUUUGAAUGAGAAAGUUGUGGAGAGAAUGGAUCCGGGACGAGACGAUUUCGUGUUUGAAAUUGGUUUUGGGCGGGGAGACGCGAUGAAAAUGUGCUAUGAUCGAGUGAAGGAUGGAAGGGGAAUGGUGUUCGGAGUCGAGCGAUCGGGCUAUAUGAACGAAAAAGCGACGAAACGAUUCGUUUUGGAAAUCGCGGAAACCGACAAAAUUCGAAUCGAUUCGGCAGUCGAUUUGAGGAAUCUACCGUAUCCAACUGACCUAUUUAAUCAUGUUUUCCACGUGGAUUUAUUCUAUUUUCUGCAAAACGAUGCGUUGAUUGACAUCAAUCGAGAACUGUUGAGAGUUCUGAAGCCGGGAGGGAUUCUGACGUGUGGAAUGGAAUUCAGAAGGUUGAAGACGUUGACGGACCAUGGAAUUCUUGAAGAGACUCAAUGGGACCCUUUGAGAUAUUUAUGGACAUUGGAGCAAGCGGAAUUCAGCGAUGUUCAGGAGAGAUUAGCAAUCGCCAUGAUGAGUGAUAAGAAAGAUACUGGAGGAGAUUUUCCUUGA
Messenger RNA from Caenorhabditis briggsae, 687 nucleotides. The coding region runs from base 1 to 687 and encodes 228 amino acids. The transcript is spliced from 3 exons. NCBI's taxonomy places the organism in Eukaryota, Metazoa, Nematoda, Chromadorea, Rhabditida, Rhabditidae. The record is from RefSeq and is a predicted model, not a curated record.